This is a messenger RNA of Periophthalmus magnuspinnatus, 1695 nucleotides long. RefSeq names its product G protein-activated inward rectifier potassium channel 1. Gene Ontology annotation, cellular component: plasma membrane. The record is from RefSeq and is a predicted model, not a curated record. Gene Ontology annotation, molecular function: G-protein activated inward rectifier potassium channel activity. Bases 793 to 1695 code for a protein of 300 amino acids. Gene Ontology annotation, biological process: potassium ion import across plasma membrane; regulation of monoatomic ion transmembrane transport. The transcript has 2 exons. Lineage: Eukaryota; Metazoa; Chordata; Actinopteri; Gobiiformes; Gobiidae.
GUGCGCAGGAGCCAAGCGCAGAAAACCACCACAAAAAGCAGCUUGUGGAUCUAAUUCUUUUCGAAUCUGGUCGCUUUAAAAAGAAGCCCCGGGAGAAAACGGGAGAAAUGCCCGGUAACUGGCGUCGAUGCGCGCGUCUGAAAAUGACGACAGUGGGACAGUGAAUCUCUUCCUUCAGCCUCAGCUCCAGUUGGUCAUAUUUUACUGUCAUAUGCUCGGAUGUAUACACAUCACCCAAGAGAAGCACGGACUGGAAGAAUAGUCUUCACCGCUCCAACGCUCAGGGCCAGAGGAAGAAGACGCACAAGUGCGCGCAGGAGCAUCUCGGCGAAGCGGCAGCUCUUUAAUUACGCGUGGAUUGGGCUCGUUUAUGGCGCGCUCUCGGAGGGAUUUGGGGGGAAACUUACUUAGUGCGUCCUGAAGCGGUCGAUAAAGAGUGAAGGCACAACCUCCUCGCUACGAUGAGUAAUUCUCCUCAACGCAGUAACUGGUAGACGCGAGAAGAGCUGGACUGCGACUGGCGCGUUUGGAUACCUACCCCAGCCUCUCCACCGCUCUAUGGCUGCUAUGUUCUGUCAGGCGCACUCCCGCUGCUGAUGUUUCAUGGCUGUGCGCAGCAACAGUAGCGCGGGGCGAAAGAGGACGGUGCAACGAGACUAAAGACAGUCAAGACACUGCACUUUAUUUCUCCGGAGGAGCAUUGCGCACGGGCUGCACCAACUACUCACACGGACUUUCCCUGCGCUUCCUGCCUUACAUCUUUCUCAUUUCUUUCGCUGCUGUCAUCGUAGUAUGUCUGCACUUCGAAAGAAAUUUGGGGACGAUUACCAGGUAGUGACCACUUCCUCGAGCGGGUCCGGCUUCAGUCAGCCUCCACCGGAGAAGAAGAGAAAGAGACAGCGCUUUGUGGACAAAAACGGGCGAUGUAACGUCCAGCAUGGGAACCUGGGUGGUGAGACCAGCAGAUACCUCUCAGACUUGUUCACGACUCUGGUGGAUUUGAAAUGGCGCUGGAAUCUCUUCAUCUUCAUCCUCACCUACACGGUGGCUUGGCUCUUCAUGGCCUCCAUGUGGUGGUUAAUCGCCUACAUGCGGGGGGACCUCAACAAAGCCCACAACGACCAGUACACGCCAUGUGUGGCCAACGUGUACAACUUCCCUUCAGCCUUCCUCUUCUUCAUAGAGACCGAGGCCACUAUAGGCUACGGCUACAGGUACAUCACGGACAAGUGCCCCGAGGGCAUCAUCCUCUUUCUGUUCCAGUCCAUCCUGGGCUCCAUCGUCGAUGCCUUUCUGAUCGGAUGCAUGUUUAUCAAAAUGUCUCAGCCCAAGAAGAGGGCCGAGACACUGAUGUUCAGUGAGCACGCCGCUAUCUCCAUGCGUGAUGGCAAACUAACUCUCAUGUUCAGGGUGGGCAACCUGCGUAACAGCCAUAUGGUCUCCGCACAGAUCCGCUGCAAACUGCUCAAAUCCCGGCAGACCCCAGAGGGAGAGUUCCUUCCUUUGGACCAGUUGGAGCUGGAUGUGGGGUUCAGCACCGGAGCAGACCAGCUCUUUCUGGUGUCUCCACUCACCAUCUGCCACGUCAUCGAUACCAAGAGCCCCUUCUACGACCUGUCCCAGCGCUCCAUGCAGACGGAGCAGUUUGAGAUCGUGGUCAUCCUGGAGGGCAUCGUAGAGACCACAGGUGAGUAA